UGUGUACAGUCAUUCCAACAUACUAUUGCACCAUGUUUUAUUCCUUUAGCAAAAUCUAUUCACUGUGUUUUGAAAAGUCACCCAGACUUGUCAGGUUACUAGCAGUAGCACGAGAGGGAGGUCAGAAGCAUGACAGAUAUGUGUGAGCGUGACAGGGAGAAUGAGGAAGUGAUCGAGGACACCGUCUCCUUGGAGGAGGAUUAGGAAGAGACUGACUGGCAGCGAGCAGGCAGCCAGGAGAGGUGCUUGAGGGAGCUUCACGGACAGGGGAGCGCACUGACACCCCCACUAGGGACUACACCUCCAGUGUACACAGGUGGGCGUGGUGCUGUGACACUGCUGGGGACAGGAAGCAUGGGCCUCGCCGUGAUGGGGUCCCUCCUCCCAGAGGCCCCUUCGCUCUCCACACUUGCCGUCCUCUUCCUCACAGUCAUGCUGCUCUCACUGUGCACCCACUGCCGCAGGCGGUCAGCUAAUCGCCAGCGCAACACGAAGAAAAGCAACUCCGCACUUCAGGUACAAGUGAUUAUGCCAGACGAAAACAUGGAAAGCAGGGAGAACCCUAGCAUCAACUCUUUAACAAUGGACGAAAUAGUUAUCCAACCCACGAAAAACAAUGGCAUUUCUACAGCAAUCGAAGGUUUUCCACCAUGGAGGAGUCACAGCAUAUCACUGGAUCUUCAAGAUGAAACACAGAAUAGCAUUCCGGAUGUGAAAAACCCUAAUUCUGGAGACAAAUCCACAGAUAUAACAACAGGGGGCAUCUUGAUGCAAAGUAUUCCAGUUGACCAAACUGCCAAGAUCCAAGAGGCCCCAGCACUGGUGGUAACCCCUUGUAGGGAGACGGAGUUGGCUCUGCAGUCUGGCUCCGCUGUGUUGGUCCCCAGCCAGUCAGACCACCCCAAUGGAAUAUCUCAGCCGAGCCAUGUCAGAUACACCCCUAGGGACUCAAAGAGUCAAAAUCAACACAUCUAUGAGGAGCUGGCAGAAGACAAAAAACUCCCCCACGUGCCUUCAAACUCCAUCAAGGUCCUGAAAGUGGAGGUGCAGGAAGACCCGAUGUACAACACUAUAGAGGAGCUGGAGCAGCCUGACAACCGAAAUACCGGCCAGAAUUCAGAGCAGGAGAACAGCGCCCACGUCUUGACUGUGCCCCCUCUGACGGAGGGCUCCGCCUUCGCACUUGGUGGCAAGCCAAACAUCCUCUACGCACGGGUGAGCAAAAAGAACAAAAGUAUAGUGCCACCCCCCUUACCAUCACCUCCGCCACCACCGGACAUCAUGGAGGGUGAGGAUGAUGAAGAGGAAGCCCCUGCACCCCCCCUGCCAAAGAGGAAUCUCUUUGGAAACUAAAAACAACCAAAUAAGUAACUUAUUUUUCUGCUGUGCAAUGACUAUUUACUUUACACGAUAAAAAAUCAGAUGGGCUUUUCAGUUUGCUCAAAUCACAGCAUUAUAGUUUAGGUGUAAGUUUGGAACUUUUAUUUCGUUUUUUUUUUGUACUAUAAUGUAGCACAGAUUGAUUUUGAUGUUGCAAAAUGUACUAAUGCAUGCACGGGACAUCAGUUCCAUCCCCAACUGCGUAUCCUAGAUGGGGUCAGAGGGUCCUAGACAGGGGGCCUGGAUCUUAUCCCAGACAGCACAAGGCAAGGUGACACGCCAGUCCAUCACACAUUACAGGCAGUUCAGUGAAGACAAUGUCCCUGUGUUUGGCCGUACGAAGGAAACAGCCGCAUCAUCAGAACAUAAUAAUAAUAAUAAUAAUAAUAAUUGAUACUUUAUUGAUCCCCGUGGGGAAAUUGUUUUUAUGCCUCCCUCAACUUGCUCUUUGUAGAGCAAGUUGUCUGCGAACAUGCAAGGUCCAGAGAUAUAGCAGGAUUCAAACCACCGACUGUGGUUGCGUGUGGUAACACUGUUACUCACUGAGCCACCCUUAUGUGGAAAAACAGAGAUAAUCGUAUAUUUCUUUGUUAUAAAUGCAGCAAGGCUCUAUUUCACGUUAAAUGUUGUCCUGUACUUGAUUUACAACAACCUAUGCAGUAUGAUCCUAAUGAUGAAUUACAUUGUUAUUAACUACCGUAAUUUUAAACGUAGGUCAAUACUGCAAGGGAAAUUUCUCUAGGUUUUUUUUUUUUUAUCAGUAUGUCAGCUGUAUCAAUGUCACGUUCUGAGUAGCUUAUUUUUACAAUAUUAUUGGCAUGAAAUGCAUUGCUAAAAAAAUGUAGUGUACAUUCUUAACAUUCCACAUAUAAACUCUUGUAUACUGUCAUUUUUCAUUGGUAAACUUAAAAUAAAUAUUUGGCUAUCA
Paramormyrops kingsleyae is the source of this 2308-nucleotide messenger RNA. The record is from RefSeq and is a predicted model, not a curated record. Lineage: Eukaryota; Metazoa; Chordata; Actinopteri; Osteoglossiformes; Mormyridae.